This is a messenger RNA of Kwoniella botswanensis, 2571 nucleotides long. RefSeq lists its product as uncharacterized. Bases 1 to 2571 code for a protein of 856 amino acids. Gene Ontology annotation, biological process: negative regulation of transcription by RNA polymerase II. The transcript is spliced from 13 exons. Lineage: Eukaryota; Fungi; Basidiomycota; Tremellomycetes; Tremellales; Cryptococcaceae. Gene Ontology annotation, molecular function: histone deacetylase activity; transcription factor binding. The record is from RefSeq and is a predicted model, not a curated record. Gene Ontology annotation, cellular component: histone deacetylase complex.
AUGUCCGACCCAAAUCACAUGGAAGUUGAUACUUCCAUACCUGUCCGAGAAGGAGAAGGACAAGCCGCCGCAUCAAGUGUCAAUGGUGAUAACACUCAGGAACCUCCGUCUCAAGAUCAAGCUAUGGAAUUGGACUCUGUACCUCAAUUCCCUGCUGCUGGCCCGUCAAGUGAAGCAGCUAAAACAGUGAUAGUUGAGCAAACCACUACCACCACAACUAUCGAAUCCACCAUCUCAACCGACCACAACUCUGCUCUUCCUCUUCAUCUUCCCCACCCUCAAACUAUCACUUCAGCAGCACCUACCAAUGGUGAACUGCCCACCCCUCAAGCUGGACCUUCCCAUGCACACCUUCCUCCCAUCACCGGUGCCCCUUCCGACCUCUUCCCCCAAUCUAAACCCAACGUACAAAUCAUCGAACGACCGAAAAUCUACAGAACAGGAUACAUCUACAAUCCCAUGAUGAUGCUGCAUUGUCAAGAAGGGUAUGUACCCACAGCGGAAAGUGUGGUGGAAAAUGGUCCGGGACAUCCCGAAGAACCUAUGAGAAUCAAGAGGAUUUUUUCCAGAUUGGCCGAACAGGGUUUGAUCAAACGGAUGAAAAGGUUAGAAUUUGGUGAAGUCACGAUGGAUCAGGUUAUGUUGGUUCAUGGAGAAGAUUUAUGGUUGAAAGUACAAGGUACUGAGGACCUCACGGAUGAGUAUAUCCAAGAUUCCAAACAAUACUAUGAACAACUCUCUCUAUACGUCUGUAGAGAAACCGCCCAUUGCGCGAGAUUAUCAUGUGGUGGGGUGAUACAGGCUUGUAUAUCGGUAUGCCAGAAACAAGUCAGAAAUGCCUUUGCGAUAGUCAGACCACCAGGACAUCAUGCUGAACCAGACGAACAUAUGGGUUUCUGCUUCUUCAAUAAUGUCGCUGUAGCUACCAGAGAGGUACAAAGGAGAGGUCUGGCGAAGAAAGUUUUGAUUCUAGAUUGGGAUGUACAUCAUGGGAAUGGCACUCAACGAGCUUUUUGGGACGAUCCCGAUGUACUUUAUAUCUCUUUACAUCGGCAUGAUGGAGGGAGGUUCUACCCUACGAGCGAUUUCGGCGCUUUAGAUAUGGUUGGAACUGGUGCUGGAGAAGGAAAAUCCGUCAAUAUACCUUGGCCUGGACCUGGUUUCGGUGAUGCAGAUUACAUAUACGCUUUUCAGCGUAUAGUAAUGCCUAUAGCAUAUGAGUUUGCACCUGAUCUUGUCAUCAUCUCCGCUGGGUUCGACGCUGCUGAUGGAGAUCGUCUGGGAGAAUGUCACGUUACACCAGCAGCUUAUGGUCAUAUGACGCAUAUGUUAAGUGCAUUGGCCGGAGGAAAGUUAGUAGUAGCAUUGGAGGGCGGUUAUAACCUCAAAGCUAUUUCCGAUUCGGCAUUAGCAGUAGCGCAGGUACUUCUCGGUGAAACACCUGCUGAGCUCGAUGCGCAUCAGGCGUCCGAGGUCGCUACGGAGGUGAUAUACCAGUGUGCCAAGGUACAGUCGAAAUAUUGGAAGAGUAUAGAUGUGAAGGCUUGUGAACCACCAGAGGUCACUGCGCUUGAAGAUGGAUCAUCACCUAUUACCAGUAUUCCUGAUUUGCUGAAACUGCAUCGAGCAUGGCAUAUGUACGAGAAACAUCAAUUGUUCCAAAUACCUUUAGCGAGCGAAGAGCUGGAAGCGUCCUUUGGGGGACAAGUCCUCUGCAGUGAGAAUGUGUAUGAGAUGGGUCCGAGAGGAGUUCUGGUACUUUUCGUGCAUGACUUUGGUAAUUUACGAGUUGAGACCGAUGGUGUAUCAACGACGAACGUGCAUAUGGCGAAUAGUUAUUUAAUCAAUACGAGUGAUGCGAUUGUGGAUUGGGUGAAGAAAGAAGGGUAUAAUUUGAUCGACGUGAAUGUGUUGAAACAGUUACCUACACAUUUUGCUCCCGAUCAACCGAAGAUGGUUAGUAAGAGUGGUACACCGUUAGAAGCGCAGUUGAUCCGGUAUAUAUGGGAUAACUAUAUCGAGUUAUCGGAAGCGGAGAAUAUCGUUCUGAUAGGACAUGGAACGGGUUGUAAGACAAUCAUGGACCUGGUAAACCAUCGAGAAGUAGAGAACAAGGUGAAAGCUGUGAUUCAAGUGGCGGGAUUACAUUCGUUGGUCAGACCUGAUCCGAAUGAUGAAGUGAAGAGAUCGUGGUUUAGAAAGUCUAAUCGAAUUUACGUUCCUUCUGAACAUCCGGUAUUGGAAGAUGAGAGGAUACAAAAGAGGUUAGGAGGACAAGUGCAUAAGUCUGAUAAAGCUACGAAAGUGGUUGAUGUGCUUGUGGAGGUAUUACCGAAUAUAAAGGAAUUUGUGGCUUCCAAAUUACCCGAAAUUGAGAGACCCGCACCUUUACAAAAUGGGCAUGGGGAUGAGCAAGCAGGGAUGGAACUGGACGUGGAAGUGCAUGUUAUCGGGAAUGGGAAUGGGAAUAGGAGUCAGAAUGUCGACGGGAAUGAGAACGGGAGUGGGGAUGUCAAUGGAAGUGAACCAUCAUCGGUUAUACCUCCUGUAGCUGCACAGUCAUUCGAAUAA